This is a messenger RNA of Diceros bicornis minor, 2325 nucleotides long. RefSeq names its product cyclin Pas1/PHO80 domain containing 1 (gene CNPPD1). The transcript is spliced from 9 exons. Bases 369 to 1604 code for a protein of 411 amino acids. Gene Ontology annotation, molecular function: cyclin-dependent protein serine/threonine kinase regulator activity; protein kinase binding. The record is from RefSeq and is a predicted model, not a curated record. Gene Ontology annotation, cellular component: cyclin-dependent protein kinase holoenzyme complex; nucleus. Gene Ontology annotation, biological process: regulation of cyclin-dependent protein serine/threonine kinase activity. NCBI's taxonomy places the organism in Eukaryota, Metazoa, Chordata, Mammalia, Perissodactyla, Rhinocerotidae.
AGGGCAGCUAGGGAGUCGGGUGCUGGCCGGGUACUCCCGGUGCGAAUCGGACCGAAGGGACUGGAAGGGGGCUUACAGAUGCCCAGUAUGCCCGGUAGGAUCAGCCUCUGCUCUGGGAGGGCGGCGGCCAUCCUAUUACUCAGCCCUCGACAUACUGCCCUCCCAGUUCCCUCCCCUCCGCGGAUAAACAAACACCAGCGCGUGACGCGACAGACUCCAAAACAGCUUCACAACUCAAACAACUCUGAAAAGUUGUUUCCUCCCCAUCUCUUUCUGUAAACUUUCCCGCCUCCACGUAUCGAAGCUCCUUCCAAUCCUUUGCUCAAUCAGGAGAUUGGGAUCGGGGGGACAGCGGCUGGUGCGGCGCGAUGGACCUGGCCGGGCUCCUGCUGGACGAAGAAGGCGCCUUCUCCCUCACCGGCUUCCAGGACUUCACGUUCCUCCCGGGACACCAGAAGCUGAGUGCCCGGAUCCGAAGGAGACUCUAUUAUGGCUGGGACUGGGAAGCUGACUGUAGCCUGGAGGAGCUCUCCAGCCCUGUGGCAGACAUUGCUGUGGAACUGCUCCAGAAGGCGGCCCCCAGCCCUAUUCGCCGACUCCAGAAGAAAUAUGUAGCCCAUGUGUCCCGGGAGGCAUGCAUCUCCCCAUGUGCGAUGAUGCUAGCUCUGGUGUAUAUUGAGCGCCUCCGGCACCGAAACCCCGACUACCUACAGCACGUGUCAUCCUCUGACUUGUUCCUGAUCUCCAUGAUGGUAGCCAGUAAGUACCUGUAUGAUGAAGGGGAGGAGGAAGAGGUCUUCAAUGAUGAAUGGGGGGCUGCCGGGGGCGUGGCCGUGCCCACUCUCAAUGCCCUGGAGAGGGGCUUCCUGAGUGCCAUGGAUUGGCGUCUCUACACUGACCCUCGGGAGAUCUUUGAGGUGCUGAGCUGGCUGGAGAGCUGUGUGGCCGAGCAGCAGGGCCGGCGGCGGGGCUGGUACACCUACACAGACCUGUGUGUGCUGCUCGAGCAGCCGGCCUGGCAGCUGGCCCUGGGCUCCCUCUGCCAGCGGCUGGCAAAGCUCUCCUGCCUGUUAGCCAUGGCCUAUGUGAGCAGUGUGGCCCUGGCUGUGGCAUCGGUGGCUGUGAUACACCAGUCCUUGGGGCUGUCCUGCAGCCCCCCACCUGGCCCUCCGGACCUUGGACUGGCCUCCAGCUGCCUCUUGGAACCCUGCACACCUUCUCCCGUGCCACAGUGCCUGCCGUGUCCUGCUAACGUCUCCAGCUGCCUGGAAGGCGAUGUAGGGCUGCGUUCACUUUGGGGCAGCGUUCUGGCCUCGCUGACUCCCCCACCAUUGCCUCCUCCAGACCCUCCCGCCCCUCCCACUCUUCUCCAUAACUGCCCCCUUUGCCCGAAGCUCCAGAGAGACUCCACAACCUGCCGCGCCUGCCGCCACCUCAACCGUACGGUCCCCACGGGGGCCCCCAGCCCUUGGUACCACUCCCACGGCCUGGCUCCCCCCUGGCCCUGGAGCCCAGUGCUUCCUCUGCUCCCACAGCCCCAGCAGUGUUCCCUUCUCAAGAUCAUGGAGCUGGCCCGCCUCAAGUCUUUCAUUUUCCCAGGCUAGGUAGGGCUCCAAGGAGUGCACGCAGAGGACUUGGGAGUCCCUAGGGAGAACCUGGAGGAGCAAAGCUUGAUUUAGAUCCUCUCUACCUCUCUGGGUCCUUGGCUGGUCCCUUGUCCUCCUGGGUGAUGGAGCUUAAGGGGUUGUGGGGCAGAAGGACUGAAGGUCACUCACUCUCCUAGGCUCAGUGGCUGGCUGCUUGGCCAGGGCAGUGAUGGUACCUGGGAAAGUGAGCUCAGUGACCAGGGGCAUGUCACAGCUGGGCAGAGGAGAAGCCCCUCUCUCUCCACCUCCCCUGGGCUCUUCUAGACUUGUUUUUGAGCUCCCCAGGAUGGAAGGAUAAUGGUUGGUGAUGGGAGAAAUGGGGGGAUGGCGAGGGUGGGGGUACGGGGGACAUUGACUGGUCUGUGUGAUGUUCCUGGAGCCGGAGAGCCAGGGGCUGAUCGGGCCAAGGUAGAAGCUGUGGAGGGAAGGUGGGGAAGGUGGGAAGCCCUCUCCACACCUGUCCCCUGGAUGUAGUCCAAAGGAGCCAGGGCCUGCUGGGACCUUCAGCCUUGCCCUCUUGUCUUCCAGCCCUCUCUUCUUAGUACCCUGCUCCUGGGCUUCCCUCUCCUCCGGUUCCUCUCCCGGGUCUUCUCUUCACAGGCCUCUCUGGCCGCCGCUUUGUAUCUGGAUUUUUCACGCUUUUGUAGAACUGAGGUUUCAAUAAACAGUUUCCAUUGCA